Messenger RNA from Triticum turgidum subsp. durum (durum wheat), 1302 nucleotides. The record is from the annotation of a GenBank genome assembly. Lineage: Eukaryota; Viridiplantae; Streptophyta; Magnoliopsida; Poales; Poaceae.
AUGAAGGGCGCGUCCGUCCCUGCGGUUGUGGGCAUGCCUUCGCCGCUUUUUCUUUGGCGGUUUAAGGCUAUAUUGUUUCUCGUGUGGGGUUUAUGCUGUUGCAAGAUAGGGUGGGACUCUGUUAUGAGGAUGAGUGCUGAUCUGCGAGAUUUAUUUCUGUAUGAGGUUUUCUUGUACUAUAAUCCUCUCUUCCUUGUGGCACUUAUGAUUUGGUUAUGGGGAGUGAAUUUGUGGGUCUUUGCACAAUCAUCAGUGAAUUAUGUAAAAGUGUUUGAUCUCGCGCAAACACAUUUAUCACACCGAGAAAUUUGGAGGUGUGCUACUUGGCUUACUUUAAUUGUUCCCACAAGUAUGACAGCUUACCUAUACCUGUACUCACAUGGGGAAGUGUCACUUGCUGCUUCUCAACCAGUUCUAUUGUAUGCUAUCCUUUUGAUAGUCCUCCUUUCUCCGUUUGAUAUGUUCUAUUUAUCAUCACGCUUUUACUUCCUGAGGACCAUGUUACGUAUAAUACUUCCAUUGCAAGCAAUUACAUUCCCCGACUUCUUUUUGGCUGAUAUUUUUACAUCCAUGUCAAAGGUGUUCUCAGAUUUGGAACGUUCAGUUUGCCGCAUGGUCAAUCGUCAGGUGGCGACAAUUGCUUGGUUUGAAGCUGAUUCAAUUUGUGGUAGCCACUCUAUAGCUAUUCCUCUAGUUCUUGUGCUCCCUUAUUUGUGCCGUUUCUUCCAAUGCCUUCGACAGUACAAGGAUACAAAGGAGAAAAGUUGUCUUCUGAACGCACUGAAGUACUCGACAGCAUUCCCGGUGAUUUUUUUAUCGGCGCUCAAGUAUCAUGUAUUCCCUGACCAGUGGGUUAGCUUUUACCGGCCCCUCUGGCUUAUUUCGGGAGUUAUAAAUUCGCUGUAUUCCUUCUACUGGGAUAUAAAGCGCGAUUGGGAUUUGAGUAUUUUAACCAGGAUUUUCAUGUUCAAAAGCCCAAGCACAUGGACAAGUCUUCUUUAUGGGCGGAACUGGGUGUAUUACUGGGUGUUAGGCAGCAAUCUCAUCCUCCGCUGCACAUGGACAUACAAGCUGUCGGCGCAUCUUCGGCACAACUACCUCACAGUGUUUGCGAUAACAGCUUUGGAAAUGCUGAGGCGGUUUCAGUGGGUUUUCUUCCGCGUUGAGAAUGAGUGGAACAAGAUGACGGCCAAGCAAAAUUUUGAAAUGUCAUCCGAUAUGCCUUCAGAAUCAGACAGGCUACUGGAGUCUAAUAGCCACACAGGCUCAGAAGGUCAGGGAUACACAACAGUAGGUUUGUAG